Molecule: messenger RNA, 1056 nt
Organism: Sparassis crispa
Lineage: Eukaryota; Fungi; Basidiomycota; Agaricomycetes; Polyporales; Sparassidaceae
Exons: 5
Coding region: 1-1056 (351 amino acids)
Source: RefSeq, a predicted model, not a curated record
AUGAACGGCAAUAUUGAAGAACUCGUUCUCUCCGGGAAACUCUUCAAUCCCCCAUCACGCUCGUCUUCCCCCGUGCGCUCACGCUCCCCCUCUCCAUCCAUUGCAGCGUGGCCGAACGACGACACCGACUUUGACUAUGACUCAGAUGCUGAGCGCCGAAAGGCGAUCGAACAUCGUGUUGCCGCCGCCCAGGAGGACCAGGACUCUAUUGGCCUGGGUCCCGGGCGCACUGGCGUGAAGGGCGUAAUACGCGACCGCGCAGAAGCGGUGUCCCUGGCGCGAUCCAAACGGGCGCAGGAAAUACGUGACCUCAACCAUGCCAUGGAGAAAGCGAGUUUAGGGGGCAAGACCUGGGCGGAAGAGGAGAGAGACAGGCUUGCCGAAAAGACGCGCCUGGAAGGCGGGAUGGAUGAGACACGGAUGUGGAAGGGACGUUUCGGUCACCUGAGGGAAGUAGGUGUGUCGAGCUUCGUGCAGGCUGUAGAAGAGGACAGAAACGUGUGGGUGCUCGUGCACAUAUACGAUCCAUCUCUAGACCGGUGUGCGUCUCUUGACGACGAGCUUUCGCGCCUGGCGCGAUUGUACCCUUCGACGAAAUUCCUUCGUGCGCGCGCCGGGGCACUCGGGUUCGCAUCGACAUCAUCGUCGAACUCUUAUUCCGGCUUUCAUUCAUCGCUCCCUUUGAAUCGAUCACAUCCUCGACGGAUGUUUGUCCCAGGGAAUUACCCCGGCGACGAGGACGAUCCUUUCGCUGACAAUGACGAAUCAAAUGUUGAUAGUCAGGAUCCUAGCCCGCAAGACGAGUGGGAAGAUGACGCGGUUGAUACGGAUGUCUUGCCAACGCUGCUUGUCUACCGCGGCGGCCAGUUGGAGCACGCGUGGGUGCGAGUCGAUUGGGAAGCAAAGAGCGGAAUGCAAGAGUUUCUGAGACAACACAAUGUUGUCUCGGACGCCGAUAUUGGUAUGAAGCCUGAACGCGGGUUGUCCCUGUCUGACGACGACGACUUCGAUGAUGGUGGACUCAUCUUUGGUGGAAGUGACGACGAAGUCGCCUAA